Purpureocillium lilacinum is the source of this 948-nucleotide messenger RNA. RefSeq lists its product as uncharacterized. NCBI's taxonomy places the organism in Eukaryota, Fungi, Ascomycota, Sordariomycetes, Hypocreales, Ophiocordycipitaceae. The record is from RefSeq and is a predicted model, not a curated record.
AUGAAGAUUCUCAUCACGGGGGCCGGGGGCUUCGUCGGCCAGGCCCUCGCCGAGCAGCUCCUCAACGACGGGCAUCAAGUCCACUUGACGGACAUUGUCGAGCCGACAGUUCCACCAGCUGCGACAAACCGCCAAAACGCAACAUGCAGCAAGGCCGACCUCUAUGAGCAGCCCGGCGUCGUCCUCUCCAAGGACCUCGACGCCGUGUACGCUUUCCACGGCAUCAUGUCGGCGGGCAGCGAGGACAACUUUGACCUGGGCUACCGGGUCAACCUGCACAGCACGCUACGUCUCCUGGAGGAGAUCCGCAAGACCUGCCCGGGUGUGCGGUUCGUCUACGCCUCGUCCUGCGCCGCGUACGGACAGCCCCUUCCGUCGAUGCCUUCCGAGGCCACGGUGUGCACCCCCCAAAGCAGCUACGGCACACAGAAGAUCAUGAUCGAGGCUGCCGUAAACGACUACAACCGCCGCGGACACAUUGUCGGCUUCACGCUGCGGUUCCCCAGCAUCACCGUCCGCCCGGGCAAGCCCACGCAGGCUGCGAGCAGCUGGAUGAGCGGUAUCAUCCGAGAGCCGCUGCAGGGCCAGGAGAGCGUGCUGCCCUGCCCGGACGACUUCAAGUGCUGGCUGUGUUCGCCGAGGACGCUCGUUCGCAACCUCGUACUGUGCCUCACGCUGCCGCCGGAUUGUAUGUCGCCGCACGUGCGGCAGGUGCUUCUACCCGGCAUCACGGAGACGGUGGGCAGCAUGUUGCAGGCGUUGCGGGAUGUCGGCGGGGAGGAGGCCGUGCGGUUGGUUAGGAGGGAAGAUGCGACGCCUGAAAUCAAGGCGAUGCUCGAUAGCUGGCCGUAUGAGUUUGACAUCUCGAGGGCUCUGGCUAUUGGCUUUGUGCCGGACCAGGCUUUCCGCGAUACUGUGGAGGAUUUUGCGAGGAGCUUGAAACAAUAG